This is a messenger RNA of Medioppia subpectinata, 495 nucleotides long. The record is from the annotation of a GenBank genome assembly. Lineage: Eukaryota; Metazoa; Arthropoda; Arachnida; Sarcoptiformes; Oppiidae.
UUCUCAAACACACAAAUCGCUCUCAAAUCGGGUUAUAAUAAGUACUUAAGUAUUGACAGUAAGAGUCGAUUAGUCGGUCGAUCGGAAGCCAUCGGUUCGCGGGAACAGUUUGAACCCGUUUUUCAGGAAAAGAAAUUGGCUCUUCUGGGCUCUAACGGGUGCUUUAUGUCGGCCGAUGAGGACAACGAUUUGCCGUACAUUAUAGCCAGGAGUUCGACCGCCGGCGCCGAACAGAUGGUCAAAAUUAGGACUAAUAUCGACCCCGAAAUGGUUCGGAGGGAACGCAUCGCCAAAUCGACAGCCGAUGAAGAAAAGGGUUCUCUUAAAGAAGCGGAAGUGAAUUACGUGAAGAAAUUCCAGAGCUUUCAGGACAAGAAGUUACGCAUAAACACCGGUCAGACUGUCGUCUUAGAGUCGGCCAAAGCAGAGGGAAGACUACACGAAGUACUGCUCGACAGGAGAGCGAAGAUGAAGUCCGACAAGUUUUGCAAAUAA